AUGCACGCCCUCUACUGCCCUCGAUGGCCGUUGUUCUCGUCGCCAUCCGCCGCGCGCCCGAGCCCCGACCCCGACCCCGACCCCGACGCCGUGCGAGCCUCCCUCGGCCGCUCCCUAACUCUGCCGGCGCUCGAGAAAGUCACAACAGAAGAAUUAGCAGAUAUAACCAUUAAAUCUGAAGAGGCUUCUGGUAGCAAGGGUGGCAUGGACCAAACAUCAGAGGGAUCUGCAAGCAUACCAACUCUUGUUCCUGUUGAAGAGAUACAAUCACUGGCUCCCGAACAGAGAGCUAAGAUGCUUCUUCAGGUUCACUUUCAUCACCAUCUCUUGCCCUUGAAGUUGACUGUCCUUUGCAAUGCGAAAAGGCAUCCAGCCAAACUUCACCCGGACAUUGCUUAUUUUGUACGACCACUACCCAUGGACCUAAAUGCUUUUCUAUGCAAGGAAAACCAGCUGAGGGGAAUGUUUGAGUAUGCUAGAAGGUGCACCUUCAAAGAUCAUCUUCAAAAGCACGAGCAGAACCAAGAGAGUACAGACCACAACACCGACGAGAACCUUCUAGUAGCCCAAACUCUCGCAUCGAAAGUCCUCAGCAAUGCCAAUGUUCACCUAGUGUCGAUGGAUAUGCCGGUGACCUUCAGCAUCGACGACGCCUCCGGCCUGUGCUGGCGAUUCAGCAGCGAGAUCCUGAGCACUUCAAACCCCUGCCUGAUCACUAUCGUGGCGGACGGGCAUACCUCGGUACCACUGGAUCUCACUGUCAAGGUGAACUCCGAAGACACGGCGUUCGGCCUGAACCUCCUGAACAGAGUCGUUGCCGUCAUAGAGUGA
Molecule: messenger RNA, 831 nt
Organism: Triticum aestivum (bread wheat)
Lineage: Eukaryota; Viridiplantae; Streptophyta; Magnoliopsida; Poales; Poaceae
Product: AP3-complex subunit beta-A-like
Exons: 4
Coding region: 1-831 (276 amino acids)
Source: RefSeq, a predicted model, not a curated record